AUGUCACGCUCUCAAUACAAAACAAUGAAGCAGAAUUUGCACUUGGCUGACAAUACGGCCAUUGAUAACAAUGAUAAAUUGUACAAAGUACGACCAUAUUUGAAUUUACUAAAUAAGAAAUUCCAACAAUUUGGUGUAUUUUCUCAUAAUUUAAGUAUUGAUGAACAAAUGAUUCCGUAUAGAGGGAAACAUUCAGCGAAAAUGUUUUUAAAAGGGAAACCGAUAAGAUUUGGCUAUGAAUCUUGGACUUUAGCCUCCUCAGAUGGCUAUGUAUUCAACUUUGACAUUUAUACAGGAAAAUCAACCACAGCAAACUCGUCAGAGUAUGAAAAAUUUGGCCUUGGAGGGAGUGUAGUUAUGAAUUUGCUCAAAGUGAUUGAAACUCCUAUAAAUCAUGACAUCUACUUCGAUAAUUUCUUCACUUCAUUUCCUCUUCUCUGUCAUCUUAAAUAUUUGGGUUUCAAUGCCACUGGAACUAUGAGAAAGAAUCGCAUCGACAACUGUCUUUCUGGAAUCAGUAAAGUGUAUUAA
Messenger RNA from Uloborus diversus, 531 nucleotides. RefSeq names its product piggyBac transposable element-derived protein 3-like. Bases 1 to 531 code for a protein of 176 amino acids. The record is from RefSeq and is a predicted model, not a curated record. The transcript has a single exon. NCBI's taxonomy places the organism in Eukaryota, Metazoa, Arthropoda, Arachnida, Araneae, Uloboridae. Gene Ontology annotation, molecular function: sequence-specific DNA binding.